Bactrocera oleae (olive fruit fly) is the source of this 1264-nucleotide messenger RNA. It is a transcript of the gene Cpr31A, whose product is annotated as Cuticular protein 31A. NCBI's taxonomy places the organism in Eukaryota, Metazoa, Arthropoda, Insecta, Diptera, Tephritidae. Gene Ontology annotation, cellular component: extracellular matrix. The record is from RefSeq and is a predicted model, not a curated record.
CUCCACUGCGCAGCAUAUAAAAUAGUUGUCACCGCCUGUUGACAGCAUCACAACACCGUCGUUAGUUUACCGUGCAACAGUGCAAGCAGUGUUGCUUUGGUCAUAAUAAAGACAUUUGCGUAUCCUCGUUAAAUUUACUUUUGUGUGUCGUGUUUUAUUUAACAAAAUUUCUAAUAAAAUUCAGCAGCAAUGGCAAGCAAACUCUUGAGCGUCUUAUCCGUCUUGACUUUGGCCAGUUCCAGCUUGGCUGGCGUUGCCACCUACGCCUACAACCCUUAUGCCGCCUACCAUCAGCUGCCCUCCGCCGUGACUACUUAUGCUAGCCCCGCCCACCAGUUCAUGUACCAACAUGCCGCACCAGCUGCUGCCGUCUACCACCACGCGCCCGUCUACACCAAGUCAUACCUAACUGCCGCACCAGUGGUUAAGAGUAUCGCUCCAGCUGUACAAAUUGCCGCCCCUACACCAGUUAUUACCAAGACCGUCGUUGCCGCCGCACCUGCACCCAUUGUCAAGCAAGUCGAAAUCGAAUCCGCGCCACGUUACGAUUUCUCUUAUGGCGUACAUGAUUCUUUGACCGGUGACAUUAAGAGCCAGGUGGAGAGCCGUGAUGGUGGCAAUGUUGCCGGUUCUUACAGCGUUAUCGAUGCUGAUGGUUAUAAACGUACCGUUACCUACACUGCUGACGAUGUGAACGGUUUCAAUGCGGUCGUUCAACGUGAACCAAUUGUCGCCGCCAAGGUUGCUGCUGUUGCUGCACCAGCUGUGCAACAAGUUGUUGCCGCCCAGCCCGUUGUGCCAGUCCAACAACAAUACUUGCAAUACUUGCCACAACAACAACAAGUUUUACAACCCGCCCCAGUUGCUGUCGACCAACAGCCAGCUGAAGAGCUAGCAGCCGAGCCUGCACCUAUCGAAUACCCUGAACAAGAACAGCCAGAGCUCGAGCAACAACAACCCGAGCAGCCACAAUAUCCACAAGAUCAACACUUCCCACCCUACCCCCAGUCCGAGGGCGAUGACUCCGAUGUCGUGGAUGUGCGCUCAGCCAACAAUAGUGACAAUGCUGAAGCAUCCAGCACCGCAAAUCCAGCGGUUGUGACGGAAGCGGCGAAAGAAGCUUAAGCGGGGUAAAAGUGAUUUCGCGGAUGUAUGUUCAGAUAUGUUUGUUCCCUCGCAGAAAGCAUUAAAUUGAAGAUAAACGCAUUGUUAGCUGGUUUAAAGAUUUAAAUUAAUAAAACGAACGAAAUAAUGGAAAAUAAAA